AUGAGAUUGACAAAGGUGCUGUUUGACGCUGAUCACGAGGAGCCACCGCCACGUAAGGAGGUAGGAAACCGAUUGCUUCUUCUCUAUGAAGAGCUGUCGUCAAUAAUCAACGCCCUGCCGGAGCAUCUCCGAGCAACAGAUGCCUCAACGCCCGCCGUGCUCACCCAUUACAAUUACUUCCAGGUCUUAGUCCUGCGAAUGUUUUUGUUCCUGAAGCAACCUGCCGAGGACGCUUCACCAGCCGUGCAACAACGAGCGAAGGAGUCCUGCAUCAAGUCCUCUCUGGAAGUUGCGCGCUUCUGCAAAAUCUACAUGUCGGCGUACGGAUCCUCGAUCAUGACGAAUACGUGGACCCAGAGCACAAGCGUGGCUCUCUACACCUUAGUCGAGGAAGUGGCCGCUUCAGACAAGAACUCCUAG
Messenger RNA from Cladophialophora bantiana CBS 173.52, 420 nucleotides. RefSeq lists its product as uncharacterized. The transcript is spliced from 2 exons. The coding region runs from base 1 to 420 and encodes 139 amino acids. Lineage: Eukaryota; Fungi; Ascomycota; Eurotiomycetes; Chaetothyriales; Herpotrichiellaceae. The record is from RefSeq and is a predicted model, not a curated record.